Acanthosepion pharaonis is the source of this 765-nucleotide messenger RNA. NCBI's taxonomy places the organism in Eukaryota, Metazoa, Mollusca, Cephalopoda, Sepiida, Sepiidae. The record is from the annotation of a GenBank genome assembly.
AUGUUUCAUAAAAUCUUUCUCGACUUCUUUCCUUUAAAAUUCUUCGUUUUUUUUUUUCAAUAUUGCACCUUUCACCACUUUUUUCCUUUUUUGUUCCUCCUUUUCAUUAACGUCUCUUUUUUCUUUAUUUUCUUUCUUUCUCUUUUCUUUUCUUUCUUUCUCCUUUUCUUUUCUUUCUUCCUCUUUUUCUUUUCUUUCUUCUUCCAAUUUUCGUUCUUCAUUCUUUCUUCAUUUCUUUAUCUUUUAAAAUAUAUUCGUUCUUUAUUUAUUCACUCCCCGAGUCUCUCUUUCAUUCAUUAUUUCUUCCAUUUUCGUCUAUUCGUUUUCAUUUUUACUUUGUUUUCAUUCCAGUAUUCUGUCCCCGUUUGUAUCUUCCAACCUUCUUUCCUCUUUCUUUCUUUUUAUACUUUCUUUUCUUUCUUUCUUUCUUUUUAUUCUUUUUUCUUUGUACCUUUCUUUCUAAGAAUCCAAAUGCCUUUAUCUCUUAUUUCUCCUCUUCAUUCUCUCCUUAUUUCAUUUAUUGGUUCUUUCUUCUUUUAUACGAUUUCAGUUACUGAUGUGUUAUCUAAUCUCCUCUUCUUUCUUCCUUUCUUUUUCGUUUCUCAUUUUCAUUUUGUCUUUCUCUUCAUUCCAACUUCUUAUCCGAAUUUUUGUCUACUUCCUUCCGUUCUUUCUACCUUCCUUGGUUCCUUUCUUCCAAUCUUCCUUUCUUCUUUCCUUCCUUCCAAUCUUACUUCCUUCAUUACUUACUUUUUUUUUCUCUGA